Molecule: messenger RNA, 991 nt
Organism: Entamoeba dispar SAW760
Lineage: Eukaryota; Evosea; Mastigamoebida; Endamoebidae
Exons: 1
Source: RefSeq, a predicted model, not a curated record
AUGGAAGAAGAUGAGAUAUUAGUACAAAAUAGUUUACAAUUAUUAAAUGGGUAUAUAAGUUUUCCAGAUUCAAAUAAAUAUACAAAAGAUAUUAUUAAACAAGGAUUUUUAUCAACAAUAACAAAAGUAAUAGAAUUUAAAUCACCAAUAACAAUUAAAAAUUUGUUUUAUUUAAUAUGUAAUAUAAUUUUUGAUUGUAAUGAAGAAGACUUUAAUUAUACUCAAAUAUUUGGAACAUUUGAUAUUUUUCAAUACAUUGAAAAAAUAAUUAAAUUAAAUGGUGUUUAUAAUUUAAUUCCUUGGAUGUGUAAAAAUUUAUUAUUGAACCAAUUUGUAGAUGGAGAAACAAUAAUAAAAGCAGUUGAAUUAACAAUUUAUUUAUUACAAAAAGAUGAUGAUAUUAAUAUUGCAAAUGAUUGUAUUGAAGCACUUAGAUUAGGAUUAAAAAGACCUGAAACAAGUUAUAUAGCAUCAAGUGAAACAAUUUGUAAAAGUGUAAUUGCAAGAGUAGAAAGUGGAACAGUUAUUAGAAGAACUUGUUUUAAAUAUUUUUUUCAAUUAUGUUUUGAAGAUUAUAUUCAAGUAGUUAAUUCAACAGGAAUAUUUGAUAUAUUUUCAUCUUAUCUUUAUUCUGAAGAUGAAGAUUUAGUUAAAUUAUUAAUUGGAGCAAUUGCAAAUUGUGCAACAACAGAAGAUCCAAAUAUUAUGAAAAAAAUUUCUAAAGAUUUUAUUCCGUUUGCAAUUAAUAAAAUUUUAAAUGAUGCUCCAAAUAAUCAAUUCGAAGAUUUAUCAAGACUUUUAUUUAAUUCUUGUAUUUGGACUGAAACUCAUAAUUAUGAACCAACAAAGAAUCUUAUUUUAUUAUAUCCUAAUUAUAUUAAAACAAUAUACACAUCUUUAACUUCUUUUUAUUCUGAUGAUAACCUUAUUGCUUUAGGUCUAAGAGCUGUUUCUGAUUUACUUAUGAAUAUUACUGAUCUAAAUUUGAUUG